Phoenix dactylifera (date palm) is the source of this 1194-nucleotide messenger RNA. RefSeq lists its product as uncharacterized. The record is from RefSeq and is a predicted model, not a curated record. Gene Ontology annotation, biological process: lipid metabolic process. NCBI's taxonomy places the organism in Eukaryota, Viridiplantae, Streptophyta, Magnoliopsida, Arecales, Arecaceae.
UAAGAGCCAGUAACGUCACGCUUCCUCGUGGGUUCCGGUUAACGACAGCGAAAGUAGAGGAAUUUAUUCAAUCUUUACCCCAUGGCGACGGCAGCCGCCUCUCGUCUCUGCUUUCUCCACUCCCUCUCUCUCCCUAUCAUAAGAAGUCAACCCUUUCCCUCCCGUCGGAGGCUUUCGAGAGGAGGAGAUACCGAAGCCCCCGCCCCCCCCUCUCCCGUCAAGGUAUAAUGUGUUUGAGAAUGAGGUUCAUGCUUCUUCUUAUGCUGGUCAUCAGCUGUACCUGUGCAAAUGCUAGAAAUUUGGUAACCUUGGAUAUCAUGGUUAUGCCAAUGGAUUACAAGACACAAAGUGAAAAUAGAAUGUCUGAAUCAAUUGCAAGGAAAGAGGAAUCGUGCACACUAUGUGAAGAGUUUACUUCCCAGGCUAUAUAUUAUCUUGGCGAGAAUGAGACCCAAAUUGAGAUUGUCAAUACCCUUCACCAAGCAUGUUCUCGGCUUCAUUCUUUUGAGAAGCAGUGUGUUUUAUUAGUAGACUAUUAUGCACCUCUUUUCUUCAUGGAAAUUGCUACAAUACGCCCAGAGCAAUUUUGUGAAAAGGUGAAUCUCUGUGAGAAGAUAGUAUUGGUUCCUCUACCAAAGCAUGAUGAUGCCUGUACAAUCUGCCAUCAUGCUGUCGUGGAAAUUAUUACCAAACUGAAAGACCCUGACACAGAGCUUGAGAUAAUUGAGAUGCUUUUGAAAGGAUGCAAUAAGGUGGAGAAUUUUGUGCAACAGUGCAAGAGGUUGGUCUUCCAAUACGGUCCACUGAUAAUGGCAAACCUUGUUAAGUUUCUUGAGACAACAGAUGUCUGUACUUCAAUACAUGCAUGCAAAGCUAGUCGGGAAGUGGUGGUUCGGUCAGAAUUCCUCGCUGUUGCUUAAAGCUAUGAAAGAAUAGUUUUACCCCAAAGGAGGCAGAACAAAUAUGAAUGUAUAAAAGAUCUGGGGAGUGGGAAAAGUAGUUGCUAUGGAGGAAUCUUUUUCCCUCAAUUGUUGUCAAGCUUGUAAUCUUAAAGUUCACGUCUGUAUUUUGCCAUGGUUGUAAAUUGCCUCGUCCAUUGGAUUGUAUUCUUGUCCUUUAGAUCCCCACAGUGUACGAUAUCUUUUGUCUACUAGAUUGCAGUUUCUUCAACCUGUAAGUAUCUUUGUUUCUUGA